GGCAAAUGUCAAAUGUUAGUCGAGAAGGUCGAGAAUAAAAAUUUCGUGAAUGAUGGAAGACCGAUUGAUACAGUUGGACGAUUAAUAAUUUGCGGAAUUCAACGGUGUCAAUAAUAUUGGUCAAGAUAUUUCAGUGCUGAGUAAACGAUUUGUUCAUUCUAACCUAUUCGACUUUGACCUGAGGGCAAUGUUCACGCUACGUGUAUACAUUUCUGUCAACAGGAAGAAGUGACAAACAACAACGGUGACGAAAUCAUGAUUUAACAAAGAAACCGUUUGAACGUAUUUUAAAUUGUCCGUCCAUUUCUCUACGUAGAAUCGUCCGCGAAAGUUCAAAAGUUUUAGUAUUAAUACACAAAUAAUAAUUCCACCGACAAUAUAUUUAAUGAAAUAAUCACAUUGUUUAUUUAUUUAUUUAAAAUAUUGUAAUAUAAAUUUCAUAUACAAUGUCUACAUUUGAUUAUGACUUUGCCAAACCAUUCGCUGAGUUAGAACCACCGCACUGGGGUGCUUUGCGUGAAUUAUGUAAAGCCAAUGCCGAAUACUUUGCGAGUGAUCACAGCGAGGCAGGUUUUCGCUUAAACGCAGCUUUAUCAGCAAUGCUCGAUCACUUGGAGCAGGUCCGUCCUUUGUAUCGCGAGAUAUCCAAGAUAGCACCGCUAUUUGAUUUUGACCCUCAAACACCGGGUAACGGAUAUCGAAGUUUUCUCUCAAUAGUUGAUAAGUGUAUAUUACAUUCUGUCUGCAUCUGCCGCCAGCUAUGCUGCCAACAAGAUUCCAUUUUAUUCCGCAAAAGUUAUUACAUGAGAGAGGUAGAAGCUUGUCUGCAAUUGUUAGCAUCUUUGUGCACAUGCUUGCAACAUUUAAAAACUCUUUAUUUAUGGAGCGAUACACCUGUCAAUGAAAAGCCUUCUCUGUUUUCCUCGGAUUCUCACAGUCCCCAAGAGCUCCUAGAUCAAACGGAAAGUGUCAAUCAAUACAGCUUUUAUGGGAGAUGCCUAGGAUUCCAGUUUUGUGACAGCAUAAAACGGGUGCUGAAAACAAUAUCACUUUGCAUGGUCUCCUUCAGUGAAGUAUAUUACGCGAAUGGAACGCUCAUCGGAAGGUGUACCAAUUCAUUAAAAUAUCUCAUCGAUCCAGAGGCAAGGGCUCGGCGUAUAGUCAAUAUUUCUCAAUGUGCCGACAUUAAUUUUUGCAAGGACUUCUGGCUGCUCAAUGAAACAGAUUUAGUACAACGGUUGCCUGCUAUGAUGAUGCCCACACUUGCAGUAAACCAAAUGAUUUCAAUCCCUCCCGAGGAACUGGCUCUAGAAUCUGAAAAUGGUGUGAUGGUUCCCAUUCCCGUACCACGUAGUCACUUAGGAGAGCAGCCUCUGUCCGUUCGGCUUUUGAGCUCUCAUCACAGAAAAGGGAUGAUCGGCUCAUGUGGAGUUGAUCAGUCAUUGCCUAUGUCAGAAGGACUAGUGAUUCAUUGUCACGGGGGCGGGUUUGUUGCCCAAAGCUCACGUUCUCAUGAAGUUUAUUUACGUGAUUGGGCGGUCCAGCUUGGUGUUCCAAUUCUGAGUAUAGAUUACAGUUUAGCUCCAGAAGCUCCUUAUCCUCGAGCUUUGGAAGAAGUAUUUUAUGCUUACGCAUGGGCUUUAAAAAAUGCUAGUACACUAUUGGGAAGUUCAGCACAGAAAGUUAUCCUUGCAGGAGACUCUGCUGGAGCGAAUCUAAACUUGGGAGCCACGCUAAAAUGUCUACAGCUGAAUGUUCGAAAACCAGAUGGAAUUUUCAUGGCAUAUACACCAGUUCUGGUCGAGUUCAUACCUUCUCCAGCCCGCUUGUUGUGUCUUACAGAUCCGCUUCUGCCAUUCGGCUUUAUGAUGCGAUGUUUGAAAGCUUAUGCUUCAGGUGAAAAUCAACAGUCUCAAAGGGCUAAGGAGAGAGAGAAUGGGGAGUGUCACACGUCAGAGACCGAGUCAUUUGCAGAAGUAAGCGAAAGCGAUUUGAUAGCACUUGCACUUAGUCCUAAUGGCGAUGAAACUAAUGAAGAGCAUAAAUUGCCUUCAUUCCCAUCUGAUUCUACUUUGAACUCGGUCAGUCUUGCUGAAGCUGAUGCAGUACAAGUUACCCUAGAUGCUGUUACUCCUAGCAAAGUGAAUGUGCGGGAACAAACGCAAUCGCAAGAGUACAUUACACAGUUCUUAGAUCUGUACAAGAAUAAAUCAUCUGAAAAUUUAGCAGCUGUGUCAAACGGGGAAAAAACUAAAGAGGAAAAGCCUCCGGAAAAUGAGAAAUCGUGGUCUUUAUUUGGAUGGAGUUUCGGUAGUAGUAACAAGGCACGAUUCCUGGAUGCUGAAGGUGAAAGAAGUCCUUCUGACGAAUUUGUCUUCACUGUGCCUAGAGAUCCACACUUGAGUCCAUACUUAGCAUCUGGCAGUACAUUGGCACAAAUGCCGCCAGUCAAAAUUUUGACUCUGGAACUGGAUCCUUGUUUGGACGACUGUGUGAUGUUUGCUAGAAAAUUGAAAACGUUGGGCAAUCCGGUGACUCUGGAUAUACUUUCUGGAUUACCACACGGGUUUCUUAAUUUUUGCUUGGUAUCCAAGGAAGCAAGUGAUGGCUCCAACCUUUGUGUAAGAAGAAUACAAGAGCUGUUGGAAUAUAAAUAGUUAUUUACAAAUUACCUAGGUGCAUUGCGAGUUCCGAAUGUUGAAAGUUGUGAAAGAGUGCUAAUCUUGAAUCGUGGAUUAUUGAAGCCACUAUAAUAACCAUUUAUGUGCUUCUGGUUGCUAACUACAGGAUUCAAUUGUUGCUA
This is a messenger RNA of Diprion similis, 2803 nucleotides long. RefSeq names its product hormone-sensitive lipase (gene Hsl). The record is from RefSeq and is a predicted model, not a curated record. Gene Ontology annotation, biological process: triglyceride catabolic process; cholesterol metabolic process. The transcript has 10 exons. Gene Ontology annotation, cellular component: cytosol. NCBI's taxonomy places the organism in Eukaryota, Metazoa, Arthropoda, Insecta, Hymenoptera, Diprionidae. Gene Ontology annotation, molecular function: triacylglycerol lipase activity; sterol ester esterase activity. Bases 447 to 2657 code for a protein of 736 amino acids.